CAAACGGUGCUCUCUUUUUUUAUUAUUUUAAUUGGCAUUUUUUUUUAUCAUUUUCAUGACUACCAAACUCCCCUUCACAUUCGAAUUCCAUCUGGAGAAAUCCUCAAAACCAUCUGAAAGAAUCUCACUUUUGGCUCUUCCACAGCUGAAUCAUUGUCAUGGGUUUGGCUUCUCCAGGAAAAACUCAGGCUUUAGAGGUCUAUCUGUGAACGCUCUCAAAGAAGAAGUAAUCCAAUCGACAAAUUCAGAUACCACCCAUCAUUCCCAAACAAUUCUUCCUUCUUCCUCUAAGCUUGUUCUUGUCGUUGGCGCCUCCGGCGGCGUAGGGCAGUUGGUAGUGGCAUCUUUGCUGAACCAGAACAUCAAAUCACGCUUGCUAUUAAGAGAUCCUCAGAAAGCUACUUCUCUGUUUGGCAACCAAGAUGAAGACAACCUACAGAUUUUUAAAGGGGACACUCGAAACCCAGCAGAUCUAGAUCCAUCUAUAUUUGAGGGGGUUACACAUGUGAUUUGUUGCACUGGAACAACUGCAUUUCCUUCCAAGAGAUGGGAUGGUGAUAAUACACCUGAAAGAGUAGUCUUUGAAGAUUGGGAGGGUGUAAGGAAUCUUGUAUCUGCAUUGCCUUUGUCACUGAAGAGAGUAGUUCUUGUUUCAUCAGUUGGCGUAACCAAGUUCAAUGAACUACCAUGGAGCAUUAUGAACCUAUUUGGAGUUCUCAAAUAUAAAAAGAAAGGGGAAGAUUUUCUUCGUGAUUCUGGCCUUCCAUUUACCAUUAUCAGACCUGGUAGAUUGACAGAUGGACCUUACACAUCAUAUGACCUUAAUACUUUGCUUAAAGCCACUUCUGGGCAAUGCCGGGCAGUUCUCAUUGGUCAAGGCUCUUCUCUUGAUGAGGACAUUUUAAGUCAUGCAAAAGCUUUGGAGACAGAUUCAUUUACAAAUGGUUAAGUACAUUAUAACUUAUAAGCUGUCCGUUUUAUUAACAUUUCUUUGUUUUUCUUUGAAAACGACACAGGAGAUAAACUGGUUGGAGAGGUCAGCAGGCUUGUGGUUGCUGAAGCUUGCAUACAAGCAAUGGACAUAGAAUUUACA
Messenger RNA from Durio zibethinus, 1093 nucleotides. The record is from RefSeq and is a predicted model, not a curated record. NCBI's taxonomy places the organism in Eukaryota, Viridiplantae, Streptophyta, Magnoliopsida, Malvales, Malvaceae.